AUGGACCCUAGUAGUGGCACCCAAGCCCUGGAGAUCGGGGAGGCCGACGUCAACUGGGAGCUGAUCCGGGACAAGGUGAUCGAGGAGCGCUUUGGCCCCACGGUGGUCCCGGUGCCCUUCCUGGCGGAGGCCUCCUGUUAUGAUCUGCUGACAGUGCUGGUCAAGAGGCCUCCCCCUCGAGGUCCAGCCGCCCUCCCGCUGCCGCUGCUGCUGCGCCACCGCCGCCCGCGCUGCCUGGUGCCGGUAGGACCCUUGGAGGGGUUGCUGCGGGGAGGCCCGGCCCCGGCCCCUGCUCUGUGCCAUGGCACCCGUGAGUACAGCGCCCGCGUGCGGGGGGAGUCCCGCUACGAGGAGACGCGGCUGGUGGCUGGGACCCUGCGGCACAUCCGGCUGACCAUGUCUGGUGUCCACAAGAAGGUGGCCUUCCUGGCCCUGCGCCCGGGGACCCUGGCACUGCGGACGGAUCUGCCCUGGCUGCGCGCACAAAGGAGCCUCUUUGUCAUCUAUGAGGUCUUCUACUGCGGGCGCCUCUGCCUGGCGGUCACUCAGGGCCAGAGCCACCGCUCUUUCCUCCUGGAGCGCCCACUGCCGGUGGCCUUCUCCUGCCUCAAGUUUGCCCUCGGCCCCAAGGGGGUGCUGGGCCCCCAGAAGCCCGUGGGCCACAUCCUGCCCACCAGGGCCGCCUGGGUCCACGCGGCCGUCCUGGAGGCCCCCAAGGCCCUCAACGCUGACCCCACCACUGACCCCGCCAAGGCGUCACUCCCUGGGACGGAGGGGCCACUGACCAAGGAGAAGGCCGUUGUAGCCGGACGCAAGCGGUGGAGGUCCCUGCGGAGGCCCCUGCGGCCCCUGUCAGGGAAGUGGCCCUUCCGCCAGCCCCGUCCCCGGCUGGGCCCCACCACCGGCAGCCUGUCCGACCCCGAGAGGCACUCCAUGUCGCUGCCCCUCCUGCAGAGCGCGGCGGGCGAAGAGAGCGACCCCGAAGACUGA
This is a messenger RNA of Anolis sagrei ordinatus, 990 nucleotides long. RefSeq names its product chromosome 3 C11orf42 homolog (gene C3H11orf42). The record is from RefSeq and is a predicted model, not a curated record. Lineage: Eukaryota; Metazoa; Chordata; Lepidosauria; Squamata; Anolidae.